AGCAAUCCAGAAAAAGUGAGAUUAACAGAAUAUUAGCCAUUUCGGACGUCUCACGCGUUACUUUACCAUCGAGAAAUAUAUGAUAAGAUUUCAAGGGACAUUCAUUGGCGAUAUUAACGGUUUGAGACUUUGAUUUUAUAUGAAAACCAUUGCCGCUCAACCAUGGUAACCGGGCGUUUAUUACCUGAAGUCCAAAAAGGACAUCGGUGCGCUACCUUUCCCAAGCAAAUCAUGCCGACAGAGGUAGAUAGACAAUUCUAAAAAUGGCAUAAUACCGUAAAAUGCGUCCUAUGGUAAUAAAGGGGGAAGCAAAUUCUCGGAAUCGGUGCGUUUCGUACCUAAUGACACCGAUUUCCUGCGCUUCGCUCCUGAACGUUCUUCAGAAGAAGUAUACCUGACUAAUUUUCCCGGAGUAACCAAUCAGAGACUAAAAAAGACAUGCACAGUGACAUCUUUUUUUGACUCUUACUUGUACCCACGCUUCCGCGUCGCAAAAUUCAGACAGAAUUCCAAAAACCUUCGGACGCAAUACAUCGCCAUCGCAGAGUAUUCCUCGAAGAACCAAGUGCAAGUAUAAUCAAGACCCGUUCUUUACAAAGUGUUAACUGUAAGACCAUCGUCCUUCCUAAAAAUGGAGCAGCAUAGGAAUGAUUCUCAAUGUAUUGAUAGUAGUGAUGAUGGGCUGGAAGUUGAAGAGUAUAACGAAAGUGCGAACAAUUCGUGUAUGUAUGACUCUCUACAAGAUAUUGAAAGUGACGCCAGUGAUUGUAUAGCUCCUCCUAAGAGACGGAAUGUAGCAAGAACUGUUAGUGGAAGUGAGGAGAGUCAAGACGAUGAAGAAGAAGAUUCUGGAGAAAGAGGAAACUCAAAUAACAGUGAGGAAUGGGAAGACGUCACAGAAAAAGACGAUUUGCCAUUUAGUUUCGCAUUCAAAACUUCUCCCCGAACAGCAGGACCACAAAUAUCUCGGGACGUGAUAAAACCACUGCACUUCUUCAAGUUAUAUUUCACGGACAUAUUGAUGGACCAAAUAAUAAAGGAGACCAAUAAAUACGCAAGAAAGAAGAUCAAUGAAAAACAGUUGGCUAGCAAUUCAAUUUGGCAUUCGUGGUUCGACGUUACCCGUGAAGAGUUCAUGGCUUUCAUCGGCGUAAUUCUUAACAUGAGAACAAUGCCACUUCCAAAUAUAGCGGAGUAUUGGUCAACUAGGAGCAACAGCAGAAUUCCUUUUUAUUCGCAAACAUUCACAAGAGAUAGAUUCCGGCAAAUUUUUUGGAUGCUACACCUACGAACCGAUGCAUCGUCUGAUACAUCGCUGAAAACCCGCACUAGGAAGGCGGACGACUUUCUCCAAUACAUCAACACAAAAUUUGCUGAACAUUUCACACCUAGCAAGGAUAUUUGUAUCUACGAGUCGAUAGUAAAAUUUAAGGGCAGGAUUGCGUUAAUCACGUACAACCCCAAAAAACCAACUAAAUGGGGUAUAAGGAUUUAUGUAUUGGCUGAUGUGAAAACCGGAUAUGUAUAUUCAAUUUUGCCGUAUUAUGGAAGUUUGACGACCGAAACUUUAGAGAAACCAGAACUUCCAAUUAGUUCCAGAAUUCCAUUGACACUCAUAAAAAAACUUCUCAACAACGUUCCAAACGCAGAGGGCUACCACCUGUAUACAGACAGAUUUUUUACAAGUAUUCCGCUUGCGGAUGAGCUUUUCAAGAUGAAGAUCCAUUUGACAGGAACAAUAAUGCCAAACCGGAAACACUUGCCAGCUCAAAUUAAAAAGCCUAGAUUUUUAAUAAAGUCUACAGUAGCAUACAAGAAGAAUAAUACACUAGUCCUCGCGUGGAAGAGCAAACGGAUAGUGACUUUCCUGAGCACCAGCGAAACAACAAGUCUCCAAAACACUACAUCAAGAAUACGCGGUGGUGAUAAAAUAAAUAUAUUAAAGCCAGUUAUAGCCGUUAAUUACGCGAAAAAAAUGAGACCCGUGGAUCGCGCUGACCAAUAUGCAGCAUCGUACUGUUUUUUGCGAAAGUCGUUAAAAUGGUGGCGUAAAUUGUUUUUUUGGGGUAUGGAGAUGUGCGUGAUCAACUCCUAUAUUAUGUACAAAACGAUACAAGAAACCAAUAAUGAAAAACCGCUAAAUCAUUUGAAUUUCGUGAAGUGUUUGGUUGACGAGUUGGUAGGAACAUUCCGACAGGGAACACCAUCUGGAAUACAGCCGUCCACAUCUUUUGUAGACAAUAGGUUAGAUAAUAAGCUGCAUAUAAUGCGUUCAGGGACCAAAAAAGAUUGUGCAGUAUGUUCCGACAGGAAAACCCCCGGCAAAAGGCGAGAAACACGCACAUAUUGUGUCACUUGUUUUCGGACGCCAGGGCUUCAUAUCGGCGAUUGCUUUGAAAAAUAUCAUACGUUAUCAAAUUACAAAAGCUAAAUUUUUCCGUUUUUAUGUACUUUAAGCGAUAUUAAACAUUACAAAUCAGCAUCAACAUAUUGUGUGUUUUUAAAUGUAGAUAUACCCACCUUAAACCCACCUAAUAAUGACUCCGAAAAGCUAAAUUUGCCCCGACUACUAGCCGAAAAAUCUGCCGACUGCAAAGGGUUAAGCCUGUUCCUGCCAUCCGAGAUUCAUUAGUCUGUGAAGAGGAAGGUGUCACGUUAUCAUGCAAGUCCAAGACUAAGGAAGAUUCAUUCGAUCGGGAUUGAAGAUUAUUAAAAGAAGAGAAAGAUCCUAGAAAUUCCUGGUAUGACAUCCCCAACGACUACAAUCCCUGAACCACAUAGACCCGGCUUACGACUAUUUUUAGCGCGCACGAAUUUUUUUAAGAAUGGCAGCAUUUUACAAAGUGAAUCUCUUGCCUGUCCGUCGGUAAUCGGUAGUCCGCAAUAACUGGAAUUGCUGGUCCACAACAACUGCAACCUGCUGAUCCGCAACAAUAAGUCUGUCACAAUCACUUUGUUUAAAUUUGCAAUUACUUACAACUAACACCUUUUAAAAUUUAUCCUUUCUUCUGAACUGUCCCUUUUUGAAUUAUGCCACCGCUGUCACCAAAAAUGUUGCGUGUACCGUUCGCGGUUUAGAGAAUUUAAGGUGUGGGUAGGUUCACCCGUGGAGCGCUCAGACGUUCUGCUCGCGGUGUGCAGAAUUAAUUCAAACAAAAUUUUAAUUGAAUAGACAAUGUCCAACUAUUUAUUCAAAAAGUAGCAAAGUAUUAUAAUGAGAGCGAACUGGAACGUAUGAAUGAUAAAAUUCGGAUCGAUGCCCCUUCCUUGCUGGAUUCUGGAUCCUCCCUUAGGACCAUUCCUUGUCCAAUGGUGGAGGAGUCCAUCCCGUCCGAUGUGGGCCCCUUCUUCCGGCUGUGGUCCACCCUCAGCCGCGUGGUGAUGGAGGCACUCUAAGACGCGGGAACGUAACAGCGCACAUGUGCUUAGAGAAAGCGUGGGACCCAGAGAAAACGAAAAACACCAAGUCCUUGUACUAGCGAAAAUUCGACCCUCGAGUAAAGACAGGAUAUUCGUAAAAGAUUUCGAAGCUUUCAAGGACCGUGCGUGACUUAGUCAAAAACAGCGAAUUUGAUACGGUUUCUAAUAAAUUAAUCCUUAAAGAAUUUCGAAGUGAAGCUAUGUUUAUUCUCUGGAUUCCCAAUCUUUUCCUAGCGUGAACACCCACGUCGAGUGGCUUUAACAAUAUAAGCUUUGUCUUAUACAUGAACGCACGCUUAGAUGGUUUGAAUUUCGCUCCUAAUCUAUGGCCAUUGAUAUAACAAAAUACAGACGUGCUGUAAAUAUUUUCAUGUCCUGGUCGCCAUACUACAUUAACCAUAUUCAUGACGAUAACAAUAUACGUUACACUUUACGAAAGCAUAUCCAACAUACUAAUUCUUCUUAUUGUAAAGACAUUAUUCUGUUAUUCAUGAUACAUAAACAUUUUUAUGUCUCUAAAUUAUACUCUUGAAAACUUAAAGUUAAUUUUAAUAUCAUACGCGCCGCCACUUAGAACGCUAAUGUCGCUCUUCACAUGCGUAUCUUGUAUUCUUUUUAUCAAUGCACACAAGGAAAAUAUCGUAAUGUUACAUUCCCGUAAAAAUUCCCGCCGUUUUCACAGCAUUAAGAGAAGUAUCAGCAAAGGACAGCAAAUCCCUUUUCUUUUCAGGUUAAAAAACCGAUAACAAUAUGACUGAAAUAGAAGAUCAUUCAUUCAGUUAUCUCUUUCAAAUCAAUUGUAAGUGGUGAGUACGCUCUCCAUUUACAAUCGAGUUGUGAUAUCCUUAUUGUUAUAUACUAUAUGUUUACGUAUUUUACUUUUUAAAUUAUGAAACAAGUUUAUGUUACUAUUUUUGUUGUAAC
Molecule: messenger RNA, 4344 nt
Organism: Megachile rotundata (alfalfa leafcutting bee)
Lineage: Eukaryota; Metazoa; Arthropoda; Insecta; Hymenoptera; Megachilidae
Product: piggyBac transposable element-derived protein 4-like
Source: RefSeq, a predicted model, not a curated record